Dentiscutata erythropus is the source of this 198-nucleotide messenger RNA. The record is from the annotation of a GenBank genome assembly. NCBI's taxonomy places the organism in Eukaryota, Fungi, Glomeromycota, Glomeromycetes, Diversisporales, Gigasporaceae.
AUGAACAACCCAAAGGAGUGGGGUCACAUGAAGCAUGACGAGUUUACCGACUCGGAAAAUGAUGAAGAGAUGAGUGGUGAAUUUUAUCUCGACAAUCAGGAAGAGCCCUCAUAUGAGUUGGAUAUAGGGACACUUGAUGAUGAUGACCAUGAUAAGAUUGAAGAAGUGUUAACCAGAUAUAGUGACCUCUUUGCAUAG